CUGUAGUCGAUAAGAUCAAGGAAAUAUUUCGCAUUCACUCUGUCGCAAUGAGAAGUUACAAGUGAACGUUUUGCAAGCGUAUCUCCUGAAUAUCUCUUCAAAGAGUUAGGCCUAUACCGUUUCUGGGGAAAAAAUGGCAUGCGGGGGUCGACUUAAGUUGUCUGAUUUCUGGCUGAACCAUGGAGAUGCCACCCUCUUUGCACGACCUCAGUGGCCAAUCCACCAGUUUGUCUACCUAGCUUGGCGGGUCUUCCUCGCCCUGUACCUACUCGGUUGGCUGAUCUGUCGUCUUGCCAUCGGCAAAGACAUCGGGCCAUUCUUCGUCUUCCUGACCGACUGGACCUUCACGGUGCUGACGUUGUAUUCUGUGUCCACGUGCGUAAGCGCCACCUACUUCACUUUUGCGAACGGGAGGAACCGGUUCUACGUCACACGCGCUGUAUCACACUUUGGACGCACUGGUCAGGAGCUAGGGUCUCAUGUUACCUCCCAAACAUCCGGACAUGAGCUACCGCCCCUGCCCCCAUCAGCCCGACCACUGGAGGGCACCGUCAGGCCCCGCCUGCCGCACUAUUUCAAACUGGUCUGGCUCCUGUUCAACAUCUGUCUGACCGUCGACCCCAUCGUCACCAUAGUGUAUUGGUCGCUCCUCGCAUCACCCGGGAAGUCUGGUCUCGGCUUGGCCAUGGAUGUUCACUUCCACGCCCUCAACACGGUCUUCAUCUACGCCGAUCUCCUGCUCUCAGCCAUUCCUGUUGGGGUCGUGCAUUUCAUCUACCCUUUCCUGUACGGCAUCUUGUACAUCAGCUUCACCCUGAUCUACUUCUGGGCUGGCGGUAUGAAUCCAGACUCCGGAGGAACAGCAAUAUAUCCCCGGGUGCUGGACUGGUCCCGGCCCGGUUGGACUAUUUUAUCGUGCGUCUUGAUCUCUCUCGCCGUGCCGCUCAUCCAUCUGAUUGGCUACGGAGGAUACCGGCUUCGUGUCUUUAUCCAUGAGCGAUUUUUCAGUCACCAACGGGAAGAAAACUGCAUUCUCACCGGAAACGAAGAAACGCCUGAAGUUCAGCUACCCUAGACUUGAAAACAAAUCAGUUAGCAUUUCCAUUAGGGGAAGAAAAAUACGUUUAUUAAUUUUGGAUUUUUGCCCUGCCCGAUGUGUAUUAUAACACCGCAUGUAUACCCGGUGUUUGCCUUCGAGGGCUUGUAAAAACCAUAAGCGUACUCGGGUGGGACUCAAACCCACGACUUCCUGCUUACUAGUGCAGACGUCUUAACCACCGAGCCUGCCAGUGUCGCAGGCUGGUUCGAGUCAGAUAUAGCAGCGGGUACCGCGAACAACCAAUUCCAAAGAUGGCCAUCUCUAGGGUCCAGCUCGGGCCUCAUUCUCGUAAAACUGUGCUACCCCCACAAAAUUAAAACCACUACAAAAUUUUCAGUUCGCUUGUCCAUUUUACAUUUUAUUUGUUUUGUUGAGUCUUUGAACAUUUGAAUCGUCAACCAUUGUUUGUAAAUAACAACAAAGUCUGACCCUCGACUUCCUUGCUCUAAGUUGAAGGUAAAUCUGAAUUUUGAAAAUAAAACGGACGCUAAACAUACUUGGGCUCAAGUAGCAUCUCAGGAUGGUUAUAAUACGUUGGCAAAAUGAACCAUUAAAUUUUUUUUUACCUGCCGAGGAUUAUGAUGACCAUCUCCUAACUGGACAAUUGCAACUGGUCACUUCCUAAGCGGUGGACAAGGGGUGUGAGGUAGCGUUCAAACUGUCUUUCCUAAUUUCGGUUGGGAUGUUUUUUAAAGCCCUCAUUCGGCUCAGACUAGUGGAUUAUACACAAACGUGUGUAUGUGAUUGUAUAUAAACGUAAUGCUACUCAUUGCGGUUAUGAGUCUGUCUUUCAUGUAUACAAUGUGUAUGAAAAUCCACUAAAAAUUGUUUCCAGAUUUUCUUCAAAUAGUGGUUUUUUCACGUUUUCUUCCCUAUGUCUUUAAAAACUAUGGUAAUAAAAUCAUUUUCAUAGAAAUAAGAGUCUUAAAGUUUAGUCAAAAGGAAUGUCGAGGUCAAGAAAUCAGGCAAAAAAUCAGACAGAGGGUGCAUAAUGGUGCAUGCUAUUUUCACUAAAUCCACAAACUAACUAACCUGUGAUUUUUUUUAUUCAUUCAUAUGUCCUACUGUUUUGUUUCUUUUUACUCUUUUAAAAAGGGGUUCUUGAAGGUAAAACUGAUAUAAUCAUGUCAUGUGACAUUUUCUCAACUUUGAAACUGGCUUGUCAACUGAGUGAGGAUAUCUUUGACCCUCCAGAUUUUAUGUUCCUGUGCAGUUUGGGGGUAUAACACUGCCGAAAUGCUAGAGGAAAAAGGCAUUGCAAAGGGUAAAGCCCAAUGACUGUUCAUAAUGUGUGGCAGAAGAUAUCCUCACCCGGGUUGAAAAAAAAAUUGAACAGUGAUGCGAAAAUGCUGUUGAAAAGAAACCUGAACGAUGUUUCAAAGCCGUAUCGCACAGAUAUAACCAUGGACUCAAACGGCAGCCAAGUAGUGCAGAUACUGCAGUGAUGCACCCAUGAUUUGUAGUCUGUGUGGGUGUGUGUGGGGGGGGGGCUUGGACUGAAUUUUUACCCCAGAAAUAGUGCACGGUGCUCAAGUUGCGCUAUAGGGGACCGGGAUUUAUGGCAUAGAUGGCGCAAUUUCCUUAGCAACAGAGGCUCCUUUGGUAGAAACUUCGUCGCCCUGUGCUCGAACAGGGCGCUGGGAAGGGCAUCAGGCCUUGUAGAGGUUUUAGUGAAGGAAACACGUCACAUGGGGUCACAGCGAACAAUGCGCAGAGCACUGUGGGUAAAUGUCUACUAGGCGCGCGAG
This is a messenger RNA of Acanthaster planci (crown-of-thorns starfish), 2847 nucleotides long. RefSeq names its product protein rolling stone-like. Gene Ontology annotation, cellular component: membrane. The record is from RefSeq and is a predicted model, not a curated record. NCBI's taxonomy places the organism in Eukaryota, Metazoa, Echinodermata, Asteroidea, Valvatida, Acanthasteridae.